CGAAUUUAUUAAAGAAACAAAACUUUGUUUCUAAGAAUUCUAAAUUUUGUACGGAUACAUCCAUACCAUAAAUAUUACUUGAAUUACUUAUUCAAUCACUUUAUCUGCAAAAAUCACGCAGUAGGGAUUUCCCUGGAAACGUGGUAAAAGAGCGGUAGGAUAUGGCAACUCUUAGAUCAAUAAAUUACAAUUUCGCCUAACUUACGGCAGUUUUGUGCGGACCGGCUUCCGGGGAUGCACAAAACAACUGUCCACCGGGGUAAAACUGACAUUGGUUCUUCUGGCAAUUAAAAUGGAGAAUUUUGAUCCAGCACCAAUGGAAGGAGAGUUGCUGCUACAGGAGAGACAUGGAACCAAGCAGAGAUUCUAUGUUCAGCCUCCAGCGCAAAAUAAGAUUGUUGUAUGUGACAAAGAAAAGGCAAGCAAAAUAACAACUUGGCUGAAAAGCAUAUUUUUGCCACAAGGGUUUCCAUACAGCAUCAGUAAGGACUAUGUUGAAUAUCAGAUAUUCGACACUGCUCAAGCUUUUUGCAGUACCAUCACAGGUAUUUUGGCGACAAAGGAAGUUAUGAAGGGGGUGGGAGUGGGGGACUUAGCUGCCACCCCGUUGGCUGCUACGGUCACAUGGGUGUUGAAAGACGGUUGUGGUCAUCUUGGAAGAAUCCUGUUCGCCUACACUCAUGGGAGCUACCUAGACGCCUAUUGCAAGACCUGGCGCCUGUAUGCCGACGUGCUGAAUGACGUGGCUAUGGUCAUAGAGCUGACAUUGCCACACUAUUUCGAGUUCACCACCGUUGCACUGUGCUUCAGCACCACCUUGAAGGCGAUCGUUGGCGUAGCAGGGGGCGCUUCACGCACGGCGUUAACGCAACACCACGCGGUACGCAGUAAUCUCGCCGACGUCACCGCUAAAGACGCGGCCCAAGAGACAGCAGUCAAUCUAUUCGCGUCAGUCGUCGCUAUACUGAUACUUACAUACUGCGGGACCAGUUUCGGUCUAUAUCUAUUUUUGAUUAUGACGCACUUGGCUUGCAAUUAUUGCGCUGUGAAAGCAGUAUGCUUAGAAACAUUUAAUCCGCCUCGUUUCAUGCUUUCCUUAGACUCUAUACUAAAACAUGAACAGUAUCCUGGAGUACGACAUGUCAAUUAUAAAGAGCCGAUAUUCCACUUGCAUAAAUCUAGGACGGGCGAAGAGUACUCUGGCUUCAAAAUAAAGCUCGGCUCGUCUGCCAAGGACUCCGUCUUGAGCACCACCCCGGUGCCAUAUUUCAAAAAGCUUUUAGAAGUCUAUAAAGCGAAACCAUUCGUUCCAUUCCUGAACCUGCGCACCCGGGUCGUGAACGUCCUGCUGAAGGACAAUGCGAGGGCCGUGGAUGUGCUGGAGGCUUAUUACCAUGGGAUUCUCUUCAUUUUGGCGACCCUCGCUGUUAAUGAUAUUAAUAUUCCGUUCCUCGAGUUCGCGUCGGUGUUCAACGGCAGCGAGUGGGCGCAGACCCGCGCGCGUCACGGCGGCGUGUACCAGUACGAGCUGUCGGAGCAGGCGAUCGAGUUCCUGCAGAACCUGCUCAGCCUGGAGUGGGUGCGCGUGCAAGAUGGCCUGGAGGUUACCGGAUGGAACGUGCACCGCCACCAAAUGGUAGUAGACGAGUGGCGUCACCACGCCGAGGGGCUAUUCGACGAUUUCCCCCAAGAGCCGGUUGACCUGGACCCCCCGCUACUCAACCCCCUGCCGUCCCUGGAAAACCCCAUAUCCGCUAGAGCUCUGGUCAAUGGCCGCUGGAACACCGCAAGGGCCUCUAACCGUAAUAGCGACUACAUCAGGGCCUGGGUGAACGGGCAUGAAAAUGAUAUGAAUGACAACGACCGAGUGGUGAUCGAUGAUGAUUACGAAGCUGGACCCUCGGGGGUACGCAACUACGUGUACAUAGCACCGUCUGAUGAUGAUGAUAGCUAUUCCGAUUAAACUGCUCCCGAUUGACCCUGAAAUUUCUUUAAUAUUCGUUGUACGGUCUUAUUUGUGCUCGAAAUUUCAAAUUUGUUUAAUAUGUAUUACCUCUUUGAUGAUUAUUGUUUAACAAUAUUGAAUUGCCUACAUUAUUUUGCUGACCGUACUAAAAAUUCGCCCGGUGCAGGAGUAUUUAUUAUUGCGUUACUUUUGUUUUCUAGUACCACAAUCAUAAUGACUGAUUUUGAUGCUAAAAGAAAUUUCAGAGUUCAAUUCAUUAUAAUUACGUUUACUGUUUAUUUUGUCUGUUUACACUUUCACGGGAACUGUGUUGAUUUUUUAAUAUUAUUUGUCCACGGCUUAUGCACAAUUAAUUCUUAAGUAUUUACGUUAAGUUUUUUGAUAUUUUAAUGAGUUCUGUGUGUAAGAGGAUGAGGGAAGGCGCAACAAGGUGCGGUAAGAAUGAAAUAAUCUGGUUUGAAUCGAAGUGUGAAACGCUACUUUCAACUUGUAUUAUUUGAUAUAUUUUUUAGAACAUGUGCAUUUAUUAUUGUAUAUUUUAACAGAAAUAUUUAGAAUAUCGUUUUGAUUUAAAUCUUUUUCACUCUUAUGCAUAGUCCUUCAAAAUGAAUUCCAUUUUGUCGUCUAUUUUUCUAUUUUUAUAACCCUGAAAUUUAUAUUUUACGAGGGAAAUGGAAUCUUCAUAAAACGAAUUACGAGGCGGACUCAAGAAAAAGGACUUUUACUAUUAGGUUUAGCGUUUAAGCUCUCUCCCCGUGGGUGCGGUUGGAAUGUAAACUCGCUGAUAUGUUUAUAUACUUAUAAUUUUAUUUGAGUUAUAUUUAAUACUUGGUUGAUUUUAUGUGAGGUUGAUUGAUUUGAUUUUACGUGGUAUUUGGUUACUAAGAAAAUAGGAAUUUUCUCAUAAACUCUUCUCGAAAAUUUUCUUACCUUUUAUUGAUUUGUUUUUUUUUAUGCAUGGUUGUGUUUGAAAGAGUAUACAAUUAUUUUUCGGGUCGAUACACCCCUCAAAUAUAUUUAGGGCAAAGACUACAACUCCAU
Zerene cesonia (dogface butterfly) is the source of this 3007-nucleotide messenger RNA. RefSeq names its product RUS family member 1. Bases 293 to 1963 code for a protein of 556 amino acids. The record is from RefSeq and is a predicted model, not a curated record. The transcript is spliced from 10 exons. Lineage: Eukaryota; Metazoa; Arthropoda; Insecta; Lepidoptera; Pieridae.